UCUGAUCGUCAAUCAGACCUCUCACAUAGCUCCAGAGAUCCAGACCUAGGCAGCCAGACUUCUCUUUCUACCACUCCGGACACAACCUUUGGUCAUGGGAAGGAUCGGAAAGGAGGUGUUUGGCCAGGUGCUCAGCUUCAUCGGCUUCGUGGGGGUGGCAGUGACCACGGGUAUCCCCAUGUGGAGGGUAACCACUUACAUCGGUGCCAACAUCGUAACAGGACAGAUUGUGUGGGAUGGCCUGUGGAUGAACUGCGUGAUGCAGAGCACGGGACAGAUGCAGUGCAAGAUAAACGACUCAGUGAUGAGGCUAGCGACAGACCUUCAGGCAGCGAGGGCCCUGGUCAUCAUCUCCAUCAUCUUCAUCUUUGUCGGCCUGAUUGUCACCUUCAUCGGGGGCCAGUGCACCAGCACCCUGAAGUCUGAAUCCUCCAAGAGUAAAGUGACGAUCCUAGGAGGCAUCCUGCUGCUCAUUGGUGCUCUUCUGGUCCUCAUCCCUGUCUGCUGGUCGGCAGCGUUCACCAUCUCAGACUUUAAUAACCCUCUGACCAUCGAGACCCAGAGGAGGGAGAUAGGAGCCUCCAUCUACAUCGGCUGGGGCUCCACAGCGCUUCUCCUCAUUGGAGGGAUCAUCCUCUGCACCUCAUGCCCGCCCCAGAAGAUGUAUGGGUACCCAGGCUAUCCUCAAGGAGCACCCAUGUACCCCUAUCCAGGCCAACCAAUGGUCCAGGCAGGGCCCUAUGGGAGAGUUUACACCCCAGCCAGCAGACCCUACUCAGGGACAGGUUCGUAUGCACCAAGCAAGCCAUAUGCAGCACCAAUAGGAUACGCUGUACCUGGACGGCCUGGACAGUAUCUGUAACAAAGUGAAAUGGAAAGCGGGAAAGUCUCCCUGAAUAUUGACUGGUAUUCUGGACCUUGAUGUUUUCAAGCUAUUGUUUUGGCUAGAUUUGCCUCUGAGUUUAAUUGCACCACCAAAAUGUACUUAUAUCAUGUACUUUUGUCCACAUUGAUAUGUAGAUAUUGUUAUUGAUGAGAAUAACAUGCAAUUUAUAGACAUGAAAAUGAUUGUGUGAAUGAUAUUCAUUAUGUUUAUGAUUGUUUGCACUUUCACACAAGGAAGAAUUUGUUCUUUCAAAUGUUGACAAUGUAAAUACUUAUGUCUUGACUACUAUACCAGUAUGCAAACGUUACAACAAAUAGUUUGAUAAUGAGAAUGGAUGUAGCGUAAAUUUUAAUUUUAGCAGCAACCUGUGUUCUCCCAUUGUGCAACCGAUACUGUUGUCUUGUAAAUAGCUGGCUGGUCUAUGACUUGUGAUGUAUCUGUACACAGAAAACAACCCAUUUUUCUGUAAAUAUGUAGUGCCUAUAUUUACCAAAUAUAAACACACACGUUAUUAUAUAAAACAAUGUGUAGGCUUA
This is a messenger RNA of Oncorhynchus gorbuscha (pink salmon), 1422 nucleotides long. RefSeq names its product claudin-like protein ZF-A89. The transcript has a single exon. The record is from RefSeq and is a predicted model, not a curated record. The coding region runs from base 95 to 862 and encodes 255 amino acids. Gene Ontology annotation, cellular component: plasma membrane; bicellular tight junction. Lineage: Eukaryota; Metazoa; Chordata; Actinopteri; Salmoniformes; Salmonidae. Gene Ontology annotation, molecular function: structural molecule activity. Gene Ontology annotation, biological process: cell adhesion; bicellular tight junction assembly.